CAUCCAAUGCAAAGCGCCGCAGAUGGUCAAAGCUGCAGUUGUCCCAGUUUAUCAUUUAAAAAGGGGCACGAUUGCAUUUCAUAUAUUUAAGAUAUCCAAAAGAAGAAGAAAAGUUGAUUUUAACUACGGCGUGUGGCCUGUUUUAGCCACUAACGUAGUUCAAUACAGUUUUGAUGGGGUUGUUUUAACUGUUUAUCAAGCUUUUAAGAUUACAUCUGACUGAUAUUUAUGGUUACCAUGAAGGGACGACAGAAGAGCAGCGGGACGAGCUGGCUGUUGUGUCCGCUGCUUGGUGCGUGUCUCUGGGCUGCAGUGGUCGCUUACAAACCGGUGGUGAUCGUACACGGUUUAUUCGACAGUUCAGGGGAUUUCAAGAAUUUACAGCGCUUCAUCAACGCGUCUCAUCCAGGGACAAAUGUGACGGUGAUCGACUUGUUCGACCGCAGCGCGAGUCUGGAGCCGAUGUGGAAACAGGUGGAAGGAUUCAAAGCAGCCAUUUAUCCCAUAAUGCAAAACGCAGCCGACGGAGUGCACUUCAUCUGCUACUCUCAAGGAGGCCUGGUCUGUCGCGGGAUCCUGUCCACAUUGCCAGAUCACAAUGUCCAAUCCUUCAUCUCUCUGUCAUCUCCCCAGGCCGGACAGUACGGAGACACAGACUACCUGAAGUACCUGUUCCCUCAGUUUGUGAAGUCAAACCUGUAUCACCUCUGUUACACAGGCUUUGGACAAAGGAUCUCCAUCUGUAACUAUUGGAAUGACCCUCACCACAGAGACUUGUACGUGAACAGCAGCGAUUACUUGGCUUUGCUCAACAGUGAGAGGCCCAAUCCAAAUGCAACAGACUGGAAAAAUAACUUCCUGAAAAUUAAGAAGCUGGUUCUGAUUGGAGGACCAGACGAUGGGGUCAUCACUCCCUGGCAAUCAAGUCAGUUUGGUUUCUACGACGAUAACGAGACGGUGGUAGAAAUGCAGCACCAAGAUGUGUAUCUGAAAGACGUUUUUGGCCUGAAGACUCUUGGUUCCCGUGGCGACCUCAUCAUCUGCUCUGUGCCUGGAGUUGAACACGUUUGGUGGCAUUCAAAUGAGACGGUUUUCCACACCUGCAUCGAGAAGUGGCUUGACUGAACAAUACACAAUCUAUGGAUUUACUACAGCAAAGGCAGCAGCAAUGUAGUCUAUAUAAGGACAGUGUUUUAAUCCAUUCUAUUUGUUUUUUUUUGUUGUUGUUUUUUUUUUUUUUUUUACAUUUUUAGAUAUUUAUUGUAAAACUGUCAGAGCUACAACUCAAACAUAUUUUUUAGCAGCAAGGUUUGAGGGAAAGAACAUCCAUGCCUUAUUUUUAUCAUCUUGAAAAAGCACAAAUAGUUGAAGUCUAAUCGGGCAAGUGCAACACACAAAUAUUAUGGCAUCUGUAGGAAGGAAAGUAAAUAAGGAAGUAAAUGGUAACAAACAACAACAUUUAAAUUAAACUAUAUUCACCUCAACUAUGUUAACUGUAUUGUAGAGACUAUAACUGGCAUAUCUUUUUGUUUUUAAUUUGUGGAAAAUAUCUGUUUAGACCUGUUACAGAUUAAUAGUGGCAAAAGUGAGUUAUUUGCGUGCCUGAAGGAGAUCCAAAAUUUUUACUUUUCAAUAAUAUUUUUUUCAUAAGUACUUUUUAAUUGCCAAUUGAUUUUUCAGUAUUCCCAUUAACACACAGCUUUGGUCUUAUAAAGAGCAUCACAGGUAAAUAUUAUUUUCCAUGUAAUUGGAUUUUAAACACCAGUGGAUUUAUUUUCAAAUAGAUUUCUAUAUUUUAAUUAUAGUGUUCAGUGUCUCUCGUCAAAGUACCUCAGAUCUCCAUAACCCCUCAGUGCCUGAUGUUUCUGAAUUUGUCUAAUUACAUGUACAGAAUAGACAUAAUAUUACAUGUUACAUGCAUAUUUAAAACCAGUGGAACAAUGGAAGAAACUGUAUCUAAUUGAUGCAGUAGUUUUUAGAUUGCCGCCUUUAAAAAAGCACAUCUACCUUUUAGUGUCAUAUUUUUAUAUUUUCUGUAUAGUGCUUUGGGGGUAUAUCAUCCAGCUACCUGUAUAUCAGUAGAAUCAGCCUUACAUUUCCCCUUAUGUGUCCCAGACAGAAGUGCUCCGAUCGCUGCCUUCAACUGGUCAAGGAUCAUUGUUUACUUUUCUAUCCAUUUUGAUGUUUUCCUCUUGUCAAAUGUCCGGACUUGAAGCGGAUUUGGGUUCUUCUAAAUGUUUUAUUUGUACCUUAUAUAUCUUCUCAAAGUUUUUUGUUUUGUUAAUGAUGACGUGUUUUGCACAUUGUACCGGCACAUAAGAAGGGAAAAGACAGACAGUUUUGACAGAUUUUUUUAAUGCUUGUAACAUAGUUGUGUUUGCAUAUAAGUCUUGUGACUCAAAGGGAUAACUUUUCCAAUAACAAAUUAACAAGCUUUAUAAAACUCAAACAGAAACUAUUUUGCUACAAUUUCUGUACAAUUGUACCAUUUCUACAAUACAAGCAGUUACGGUGUCAAAUUUGUCAAAUCCUCAGUAAACGACAGUUUUGAUCAUCACA
Molecule: messenger RNA, 2559 nt
Organism: Boleophthalmus pectinirostris (great blue-spotted mudskipper)
Lineage: Eukaryota; Metazoa; Chordata; Actinopteri; Gobiiformes; Gobiidae
Gene: ppt2b
Product: palmitoyl-protein thioesterase 2b
Exons: 8
Coding region: 229-1125 (298 amino acids)
Cellular component (GO): lysosome
Molecular function (GO): thiolester hydrolase activity
Source: RefSeq, a predicted model, not a curated record